Messenger RNA from Zingiber officinale, 1028 nucleotides. Its product is annotated as UPF0496 protein 4-like. The coding region runs from base 6 to 947 and encodes 313 amino acids. The transcript has a single exon. Lineage: Eukaryota; Viridiplantae; Streptophyta; Magnoliopsida; Zingiberales; Zingiberaceae. The record is from RefSeq and is a predicted model, not a curated record.
UGCUCAUGGCUUCUUCUGGUUUAAUCAAGUGGUUCGAUUCGCUCUUCUCCCAUCCGAGUUCCCUGCUCGAGUCGUCCUCUUCCUCCGCUUCGUCUCGCCUCUUCGAGGAAACCCUAGCUCUCCGCCUCCGCUCCCUCCUCCCGGUUCCCUGCGAAUCCCCGGGUACGCCUAUACUCUGGCUCGCAAGCGCCCUCCGCGUGCUUUCCCUCACCCUAUCCGACGCCGCCGCCGCCUUCGUUGCCUCCGACUCCCUCGACUCCGAUGUCGAUUAUCUCGACUCCAGCGUCGCGUUGCUUGACGCCUGUAACGCCGUCUCCGCUGAGAUCGCGCGAGUGGAGCGCCGCCUGCUCUAUCUCAGACUCGCCCUCCGCUGCCUGACCCCCGAUGAGGACGGCCACGACGAGGAUCGUCCAAAGGGCAAGCUCCACUGCGCACGAAAGGCGGUCGCGGAGUGGGAGAGCAUCCCGAGCCGCGAGAUCGGGCGUUCUGCCGGCGAGCUGAUCCAUCGAAUGGCCCCGCGGUGCGCGGAGUCUGCUGCUCGCCGCCGCGUGACGUACGCGGCAGAGGAGGUUUCGCGCCUGGUGAUGGCGGCGGCGCUCGUGGCUCUCGGCGGAAGAGAGGGUAAAUCGCAAAUAGGCGAGAUGCGGGUUUCCUGCGAUUGUCCGUGGGCGGAGGCGUUCAACCAGGUCGCGGCGGCCGUUUCGGACCGACUAGGAGCGUCAUUACCGUUGGAGUUGGCAACGGUGGAGGCGGAGGUGGGGACACUGGCGAGAGGGAUCGAACGGGAGGACGUCGGAGACGGAGUGGUUGCGACAGUGGGGAGAGCGGCGGAGGAAUUGACGUCGGCAUUGGAGAAGCUGAGGGAGAGCGUGAACGGAGCGUUUCAGGCAGCGACAGGAACCAGGAAUGCGUUAUUGAACGGCCUGCGGGCUCGUAAUUGGAGCUAGAUUAGGGAAUCGUGAUUAUGCAUUAAACUGUGUUUAUGGGUGUAUUGGUUUGGACAGUUAAUGGAUACUUCCUUGAAUAUA